UUGAUGGAUUUAAAAUGAAAUAUUUUAUAAUUGACAGAAUGGAAGCUACAAAUGAGAAAACUGAAUUUAUCCAAAAAGAAAAUGCGCCUCAGGACCAUCAGCAGCCUGAUGAGCCAAGGGAACUCCAUAAAGAGUUUAAACAACGCCGUGAGAAGGAGCAGAAAGGCAAAAAAGAAACACGUAUAUUCUUCAGAAUCUGGUUUGGCUUGAAUAAGAGAGAGAUCAUAAAGACUGCUAUUGGCUCUUUUGCAGCAGCUUUUGCAGGAAUCUCUAAACCUGUUUUUGGAUUCUACGUCAUUACAAUAGGAGUGGCAUAUUACAAUCCUGAUUCAAAGGAGAAAGUAGCUCGGUAUUCAGCAAUAUUUACCUCAAUAGGACUGCUUUCUUUGUUUGCCCACACUUUGCAACAUUACUUAUUCGGAGUAGCUGGAGAGAAGGCCAUGACAAACCUCAGGCGAGCGCUGUACACCGCCGCACUACGAAAUGAAUUAGCAUGGUUUGAAAAGCCCGAAAACAGUACUGGAUCACUUACCUCCAGGAUAGUCAAUGAAACAUCUACAGUCAAAGCGAUAAUAGCUGAUCGCAUGUCUGUCAUUGUCCAGUGCAUCUCCUCUAUACUGAUAGCAACAACUGUCAGCAUGAAAGUUAACUGGAGAAUGGGUUUAGUGGCUUGGGCUGUAAAGCCAUGCCAUUUUAUAGGUGGGAUGGUUCAAGCAAAGUCAGCUAAAGGUUUCUCUAGCGAUAGCGCUGUUGCACACUCAGAACUUGUUUCCCUAGCUUCUGAAUCUACAAUGAAUAUAAAGACUGUUGCAGCAUUCUGCUACGAAACACAGAUACUUGAGAAGGCCAAACUGUGUUUAAAGAGACCAUUGAGGAAAGGGAGGACAGAGAGCAUCAAGUACGGAAUCAUACAAGGGAUCUCUCUUUGCUUAUGGAACAUUGCACAUGCAGUGGCCUUAUGGUACACAACAGUUCUGGUCAACAAGAACCAAGCCAGCUUUGAAGAUGGCAUAAGGUCAUACCAGAUAUUUUCCCUAACAGUACCCUCAAUUACAGAACUAUGGACACUCAUACCCACUGUUUUAUCAGCCAUCGGUGUUCUAAAACCUGUGUUCGAGAGCCUUGAUUGGUGCACAGAAAUUGUACCAGACAUGCCAGACAAUGCAUCAACUGAAAACAUCAAAGGGGAAAUCGAGUUCCAAAAUGUCAAGUUUCGUUAUUCGUCAAGGCCAGAAGUAAUGGUACUAAACAACUUCAGUAUGCAAAUUGAAGCUGGAGUUAAGAUGGCAAUAGUGGGGCCUAGUGGAGCAGGAAAAUCUUCAAUCUUCGCCCUAUUACUUAGAUUCUAUGAUGUGAAUGAGGGAAAAGUUCUGAUUGAUAGCAAGGAUAUAAGAGGUUACAAUCUUAGGAAGUUAAGGGUACAGAUUGGACUGGUGCAACAGGAGCCACUUCUGUUUAGCUGCUCAAUUAGGGACAGUAUCCGUUACGGAAGUGAAAAAGCAUCUGAAGCUGAGAUAAUAGAAGUGUCAAGAGAAGAAAACAUACAUGAGUUUAUAAGUAACUUGCCCAAUGGAUAUGAUACUGUUCUUGGGGAAAAGGGCUCUCAACUUUCUGGAGGACAAAAACAGCGGAUAGCCAUAGCGAGGGCGUUACUCAAAAGACCAGCAAUAAUGCUGUUGGAUGAAGCAACAAGUGCCUUAGAUACCGAGUCCGAAAGAGCAGUGGUAAGUGCAUUGGAAUCAAUGAAGCUGAACAACUAUGGAGGCACAAAAGUGACUCAGAUAACAGUAGCACACAGGCUUUCGACAAUAAUAAAUUCAGAUACUAUAGUUGUUAUGGACAAAGGUAAGCUUGUGGAAAAGGGCAGCCACUCAACCCUGAUGGCAGAGCUUGACAGUGUGUAUUCAAGACUUGUUAGGCUCCAAAGUGUGGAAUAAUUUGACAAAAACUGACAAUACAUAAAACAUAAUGAGUCUGCCUUUUUCUCGAUACAGUGGAUAAACAUAGCUUAAGUAUCACACUAGUUAGUAUUUGCAGAAAACAUAUGAAAACCUGUUUAUAUGUAUCUCUUCUCCACAGAGAUUUGAGUACACAUAAGCGAUAAACGAAAAGAAAGAGUCGUUCAAAUUUUCAGUCUGUAUCCAGGUUUGAUGCUGUGUAUCCUUUAGAUACUCUGAAUAAAUUAACACGGAUGCUUUAUACAUUCUUUCGUUUUUCACUCUCCUAUACAGACACAAUCCAGGGCAACAAAACACAAAGACAAUAGUAGUAUGUUAUUUAAUUGCUCAAAACAUAAUACAGUCAGAACAUGCCAGACUGGUUGAAUUGCAGUGGAACCUGAUAUAAUGGCUCCUUCGCGUCUUUUAUUAGCCUUGUCCAACCAACCAUUUCUUUGAGAGUUACUACAGAUUCUGUUUUCUGAGGAAACUGUGAUUACAGAAAUGGACCUAAUCUGGAAUUUGUCGCAAGCAAUCUAGAAAUAUGAUAGGUGAUUCAUGUAAAUGAAAAUAUGAACAAAGCACCAGUACAAGCAUUAAUAUUUUUAAAACAUUAAUGAGAAAACAAAAGGCCAAAACCAGUGUCUUCAAAAAUGUUGACCUCGCCUAAAAGGAGACUAGAAAAUUUACGGUAAAAAGACUUAUUUAAUUGUUUUAACAUCUCAGCAAUAAGGUAGAAAGGAAAAAAAGAAGAAGAGCAUAUAAACAAGAACAGCUACAUCUAUAUCCCAUAUGUCCAGUAUUUCCAACACCAUGCUUUUAACCAAUAAGUGACCGGAAUUCCAACAAUUAAGCACACAGGUUUUACCAAAUUGAUGGAGAUCCCGGGAAUAGAAUAGCCAUUCAUAUGUUUACAUUUGCAAAUAAACAAAUAAAUAGUCCCUUUAAGUUUAGAAGUACUCUAUUUCUGUCAUUUCUCUAUAUCAAUGAACAAAUUGACUAAAACAAACACACCUCUGCAUUUCUCUGGAAUCUUUAACGUCAGCCUUGAACUUAUGGAACCUCAUACCGCACAAACCCUCGUUGGUUAAAAGCAAACGCAACUUCAACUUUUAAUAAUCAAUCUUA
Nicotiana tabacum (common tobacco) is the source of this 3065-nucleotide messenger RNA. NCBI's taxonomy places the organism in Eukaryota, Viridiplantae, Streptophyta, Magnoliopsida, Solanales, Solanaceae. The record is from RefSeq and is a predicted model, not a curated record.